CUUUUCUUACUUUCUUUCUCUUCUUUACCUCUUUUCUUGUUGGUAUAUUGCUACAAAUUGAAAUUAUAGCUAUCUAUCUAUCAAAGGCAGACUGUGAUUUCAACUUGCUGGCUUCUCCGCAGACUUUGGCAUCGCCACCAUGGCUCCUCCCAUCGUAUCGCGCAUCUCAAGUUUUCUUGGCAUCACAUCGUUGAAUGCAACUGGAAGAGAUGCGUACAUCAUCAUCAUGCUUCGAUCUUUGCGCAUGUUCACGGCUGGCAUCCCCAGCUUAAUCCUAGCCCUCUUCUUCUCCUCGCUCAAGUUUCCAGAUUCGCGAAUCGGAGUUUUCAUGACCUUGACGCUACUCGGCGAUGUCAUGUUAUCGCUGCUGCUGACGCUUGUGGCGGACAAGCUAGGCCGAAGAAAGAUCCUGUUCAUGGGCAGCGUGAUGAUGGCUGGUUCAGGUGUUGCUUUUGCGCUAUCGGAGAGCUUCUGGAUCCUCUUAGUCGCGGCAGUCUUUGGCAUUAUCAGUGUCACCGGUGCAGAUUGCGGACCCUUCAGGGCGGUUGAAGAGAGCAUCUUGAGUGGUUUGACAGAUGAGAAGACAAGAAGCGAUGUCCUGUCCUGGUAUGUUACGGCUACGACCAUGGCUGGUGCCAUUGGCGCUGAAGUGGCUGGGAGAACAGUGAACGCGCUGGAAAAAAGAAGCGGAAAUGUGACCAAAGCUUAUCAUGCUUUGUUCUGGGGAUAUGCUGCGUUUGGAGUCAUCGGAAGUAUUCUUUGCUUGGGGCUAAGUGACAGAUGCGAAGCUGCAGGGGAAAAACAUAUGGAGAUGAAAGAGAGGGGGCGAAGCAGCGGAGACGGUGAAGAGGAAGAGGUGCUACUAGAAUCUAUGACGCCAAGUACAACGGACAGCUUCGAUCACAACCGCGUGCGGAGUACCGGCCAAGAAGAUAUACGAAUCAAGCCACAAAAGAAGCCAGGCUACUUCAGCCAAAUCUCAAAGCAGACGCGAUCCAUUAUGUACAAGCUCUGGAUCUUACUAGCGAUCGAUUCAUUAGCAGACGGGAUGACGCCUUACUCGCUGAUGAACUACUAUGUCGACCAGAAGUUUCAUCUCUCCAAAAGCACAUUGGGAGACAUCACUUCAGCAUCGCAGUUCUUGUGUGCUGUCAGCGCUGUCUUUGCUGGACCGCUUGCGAAACGCAUCGGUCUCAUCAACACGAUGGUGUUUACCCAUCUACCUUCAUCCAUAGCCAGCGCGUUUAUCCCGUUACCGAAUUCCGUGGGAUGGACAGUCGGCCUAUUAUUGUUCCGUGCAUCACUCAACAGUAUGGACCAAGCUCCCCGUGCCGCUUUCAUCGCUGCAGUCGUGAAACCAGAGGAGAGAACCGGUGUAAUGGGCAUCACGAGUAUGCUGCGGACACUGUCAAUGAGCGUUGGCCCUUCGAUUACCGGAUUGCUGUCUGGAAACGGCACCUUCUGGGUGGCUUUCGUUGCGACAAGUUUUUGUAGGAUUACCUACGAUCUAGGCCUCUGGGUUCUGUUUGUCAACGUGAAGGUAGACCAGAGUGAUGGAAGGGAACAGGAUGCGGACAGUGUAGAUGACGAGGCAUGGAAUGGGCUACUGAGUGAUACGGAAAGUGAUGAUAGCAGCGAGGGAAGGAAGAGCAAAGAUCUCGAUCGCGGCGAUAACAGAGUUUAGAGUACAUAGAGCGACGAAGACCAUCUUGAAAUCGAAGGUUUUCUCUUAUCGGUACUACCGGCUAUCGCGCCACGCCAUCUGAGCGCUUUCACGACACCAAAUACUCUCACUUCCGCAGCGCCAUAUGGUACCACCUCAAUUUAUGUCAUGCACAUCAAAUUAACCUUCACCGUAGAUCCUACCAUACUCUGAAUCUGCCUG
Molecule: messenger RNA, 1885 nt
Organism: Cucurbitaria berberidis CBS 394.84
Lineage: Eukaryota; Fungi; Ascomycota; Dothideomycetes; Pleosporales; Cucurbitariaceae
Product: major facilitator superfamily MFS_1
Exons: 1
Coding region: 140-1684 (514 amino acids)
Biological process (GO): transmembrane transport
Cellular component (GO): fungal-type vacuole membrane
Molecular function (GO): transmembrane transporter activity
Source: RefSeq, a predicted model, not a curated record